Molecule: messenger RNA, 1341 nt
Organism: Truncatella angustata
Lineage: Eukaryota; Fungi; Ascomycota; Sordariomycetes; Amphisphaeriales; Sporocadaceae
Product: FAD dependent oxidoreductase
Exons: 5
Coding region: 1-1341 (446 amino acids)
Cellular component (GO): cytoplasm
Molecular function (GO): oxidoreductase activity
Source: RefSeq, a predicted model, not a curated record
AUGGGCUCUGAAGUACCAGGUCCUUUCCCAGUGGCAAACGCUACAGCAUCGUAUUGGCGGAGCGAGCCUCAUACCUUGGAUGAGCAUCGAAGCACUCCAGAACUGCCUGAUAGGUCCGACAUUGUCGUUAUUGGUGCCGGCUUUACCGGAGCAACGGCAGCGUAUUACCUACUCGAGGACAACGGCAAUCCCCGCCCCAGCGUCACUCUGCUGGAAGCAAGAGAAGCAUGUUCGGGGGCCACUGGUAGGAAUGGCGGGCAUCUGCGACCGGAUAUAUUUCUACAGGUUCUAGAUCAUAUCCAGCUUUAUGGCACCGAUGUCGCGAAUGAGGUUGCUCAGUUUGAAGUCGCCAAUGCUAAGGCGAUAAAGGAUCUUAUACACCAGGAGCAUAUCGAAUGCGAGUUGCGCGAGUGCACAACCGCUGACGUCUUUCUUGACGACCAAGUGGCCGAUCGGCUGAAGCAACAAUAUGAUGAGCUGCUGGCUGUUUGUCCGACCAUGAAAGAUGUCACCUAUCACGGUUUGGCCGAGGCAAAUGAGUUGACGUCUGUCAAAGGUGCAAAAGCUGCCUUCACGUUCUCUGGCGCAACUGUCUGGCCGUACAAACUUGUGCUGGGUCUUCUCGAAAAGGCUUUACGAAAUGGUCUGAAUUUGCAAACCCGUACACCCGUUGUGAAUGUAUCAGAAACAGCUGAUCACGAUGGAUAUUGGAGUGUCUCAACACCACGUGGCAACAUUAAAGCGAGACAGGUUGUUUUUGCCACCAACGCCUACACCGGCGGCAUCUUACCUCAAUACAGCGACAGCAUCAUACCCGUCCGCGGUCUGAUGGGUAGAAUAGUACCGGCACAAGGAGCGAGUUCCAUUAAGCCGCUGCUGCACUCCUCUGCUACGAGGUACUCAGGGUACGGAUACGAUUAUCAUGGCGUUCAGCCCGACGGAAGUCUGAUUGUCGGCGGAGCAUUUGUUCCCUAUUCCAACCACCCCUUACGAUAUAAUACUGCGGAUGAUUCGACUCUGUACGAGGGUAGCGAGGAGCUUUUCGACGGAUGGCUGCAGAGAAGCUUCGACGGUUGGGAAACCACUGCAACCAGAGUGGAAGAGACCUGGACAGGUGUUAUGGGGUAUACCUCAGACCAACUCCCACAUAUCGGCAAAGUCCCGGGAAAGACCGGGCAGUUUGUCUGUGCUGGGUUCAAUGGCCACGGGAUGCCAAAUGUGUUCCUUUGUGCUAAAAGUAUCGUGCAGAUGGUACAAACGGGGUGUUCGUUUUCUGAAACAGGAGUGCCGACUUGUUACGAAACGAGCUUUACGAGGUUGCAGAAGAAGCGGCAACAGUAA